This is a messenger RNA of Liolophura sinensis, 2561 nucleotides long. RefSeq lists its product as uncharacterized. The record is from RefSeq and is a predicted model, not a curated record. Gene Ontology annotation, molecular function: calcium ion binding. Lineage: Eukaryota; Metazoa; Mollusca; Polyplacophora; Chitonida; Chitonidae. The transcript is spliced from 6 exons. The coding region runs from base 94 to 2151 and encodes 685 amino acids.
CACACGGAUGUACGAACUUUAAUAGAUGCUCCACGUGGGUGUGGGAUGAGGGGUGAUGAGAAAUGAGGCCAUCGGACGAGAGAUCCACUGGACAUGGCGCAGACUGGCGGACUGUCCAGCCGACUCAUGCACAGAGGAAGGUUUCGGACUCCAUACUCCCGUAAAACAAAUCGGUGGCUACCCGCCGCUUUAGCUUACUACUAUGGACGCGAGCCAGGUGCAAGGAACGAAGUUGUCGUACUGGCCUUAGGGAUUGACCAAUAUCUGCAAGCAAUUUUUCAUAGCUUGGAUUUUAAAAAGCAAGGAUGCAUUAAUGCCUCCCACUUCGAAGCCUUUUGUGAAGUCCUGGAAUUGCAUGAAGAAUCGCUGGUGAGUGAUAUUCCAGAGAAAAUGUCAUUUCGCGAAUUCCAUGCUCGCCUUGGGGAACACUUCGCUGGUAAAUAUGGACAGGAAUACAAACCACCUAAUGUCAAGGUGGAACAAGAGGAAUACGUCUCUACUUCUGUUCGAACUAAGGAAACCAUCCAGUUAAUCUCACAAUCUUCUGAUGCGGAAAAACCCACCAAACCUAAGUUUGGGACAUUUCCCAAAGAGAUAAAAGUGUAUAAAAAGUGCAGUGUCAAUUCCUUAAAUAUUCUUGACUACCCCACAGGAAGUUUGAAUCGAAAUCCGAAAUGGUCAAAGAGAGAUACCCAGCCUAAAGUGCUUUCAGAUGCGGGUAGUCAGGAGAACAAAGUUCUUCAAAGUGAGCCCACAAUACCUGCAGAUGGAGUCUGUUUUCUGAAAAGGUCAAGCAAUGAAAACUCCUUCAAAAAUUCCUACCGCGAGGAAAGCGAAUGUCUACGUGAAAUUAUUGAAGACUUGAGAGGUGCUUUACAAAGCAAAGAUGCUGAAUGUCUAGCGUGGCAGGUAGCUCUGAAACAUGCUCAAACUGUGUCCCGCUCAGCUCGGACUUUUGCAGGAGACACUGCCAAAUGUAGCGCACCCAUGGAACACGGCGUAUUAAAUCCCCCAAAGUCCAGCAAGUGGACAGACUCAAGUAGAACAGUCGUGCCGGGAUAUUUGAAGUCUGCCUCAAAAGAGCCAAAUGGUAUCGACAUGGACGUUAAAGAAAUGGCUUCAAAUAACAAGGGUCAGGAAAUCGCCAAGCUUGUAUCAUUGGUUAAUCAUUUACAGGCGGAAUUAAAUGAAACUUACAAAGAAUUGACAAAUUUGGAAAAUCACAAUAAGUUAUUGAUGGAUAAUUUGGAUACCUUGGCUAAGAACUAUGAGAUGACACGCCGGCUCUUCGAGGUGGCUAUAGUGAAAGUAAAAGACCUGGAAAGAGAAGUGUCAACAAUUCCCUGUCUUAAAGAUACAAUCGCAUAUCUACAAGAAGAAAGAGACGGUCAGAUAAAAGAUCGAUCCAGAAAAAGAUUUAGAUCUCGAUCAAGAGGUAACAAAUUUGAUGACGUGAUGGCUUUUAUCCGAAGAGGCCGAGUUCAUUCGAGAAGCACCGAUCGAAAAUCUCCAAUGGGUUCUAGUCGAAACUCUGUUGCCAGUGAAGGUAAGCUAGAGACUAUUUUCUGUAGAGACGUUGAAGGAAAAUCAGGGUCUGACGAAGAGUAUGUACAUUCUGUGGGGGUCUCAAGGUGGGGCUCCCGCAUGUCGGCAUCUCAAGAGGAAUCGAUUACGAUGUCAAAACUUCAGGAAUGUUUGACGUCGUUGAAUGGUCGACUUUAUCAGAUGUCUGAAGAGAAAAGGCGACUUUUGGACGAGCUUCAGUGCUGUAAACUGCGGAAUAAUGAAAGCCGGAAAGAGCUAGAAGGAGUGGAAGCGGAGAGGGCACGACUGUCCGUUAUAGAAGAGAGGCUUCAAGAGUCAAUAACGCUGCUUCGAUUCCUUCGAGGAAAGUUCUUGAGCCGUCGGACGUUGGGGAAGUUUCUGCUUGACGUGGUGGACGAAAGUUACGACGACCCAAGAGAAGAAUUCGUUGCUGAUAAGUUUGUGGAGAAGCUCUUGAAGAAACUGACAUCCAGUGAGCUUUUGAAAGAGGAGACAUACCAGAAACUGCCUUAUUCCCACUGCCCGAAAUUUUCUUUACCCACCUACUAUGGUGACUCUUCCGGAAAAACCUUGUUUAAAGAAACAGAGACAUUAUGUGUUCUGUAACAAACACCACAGCAUGUAUGCAGGAAUUAGAUUACACAUACAAAUCUUUCCUUUUAUUAAUUCUUGCAGCGCCAGAUUCUUCUCCAAUUUUGAUCGAAUUAUAUUCGAGAGGAGAAGGAUCUCAUGAAGCUCAUCAAAGGUAUGAGCUGAAACUUUCGAAAAUCCAUAGGCGUACUUGGAGAAUCUAAUACGUAGUCCUACGAUUUGCCCCACUUCCUUUGACAAAAAAUGUAUUGACCUAUCCAAUAUAGUUUUGUUAGAAAGAGACAUGUACUGUUCAUGUAUAUGUGGGUGCAAUGUGGAAAUCAUGUAUAUACAUAUAUAUAUAUAACACCAUAGCGCACAUCACUAUAAAAUCACAAAUGUUUCUGUGUUGUUUUGUUUUUAUCUAAUAAACCUUAUUACGAUAU